GCACAACGCACCAACGCACGCACGCCGCUGCUGCCGCCUGCCUUUUCCAUUGAUUGCCGCCCUCUGUUUGCGUAGCGUGGUGUUCCUUCUUCUUCUUCUCGCCUUCACUCACACGCCACACGCUCAAACUCACACACACACACACACCCGAUACCCACCACCCUCAGUGGCUACAGCCACCCAGGCCUACCCUCCUCAACACAGACGGAUCUCUGUCCUUCCAACCCUCCCCACUUGGUUUAUCCCCUCCUUUGCUCUUGCUCUCCCUUUCGCCCUUCCAUUGAGGAUGCGUGCAAGGCAAUCAUUGGCCCUUGCCGCCGCGCUGCUGGCGCUCAGCCAGCUCCUCGUCGCCCCUGUCAGCGCACAGAUCAUCAACGUCGACGGCGCACAGUGUGAGAACGGCGAGCUUGUCGGUGAUGGCUCAAACUACCGCGGCGAGCUCUCCGUUACCGUCUCUGGAAAGACCUGCCAAGCAUGGUCGUCCCAGUCACCACACAGACACACGCGUACCCCAGAGAACUUUCCUGAUGCUGAUUUGAGGGAGAACUUCUGCCGCAACCCUGACGGCGAAUCGUCCCCUUACUGCUUCACCACAGACCCCUUUACCCUCUUCGAGCCCUGUGACGUGUGCGCCGGCGCAACCGCCUCGACCACGACAACAACAACGAGCACGACUACAACGACGACGACGACGACCACAACCACUACAACAACAACAACGACGACGACGACAACUACCACCACCACCACGACCAACGGUGUCACGACAACCUUCCGUGAUCAGUACACGCUCGCCGCUUCAGCCGAUGCCACCCUGUACGAGGAAGGCGGCGCCAACGGUGCUGGUUCGUUCCUCAUUGCAGGCACAGACGGCGAGGGCAACAUGCGUCGCGCCGUCAUCAUGCUGGCGCUCAACUCCCUGCCGGACAACGUUCGCGUCACGUCGGCCCAGCUCAUCUUCCACGUCGCGGACACCCCAGUGGGCGACACCGUCUUUGACCUCCACUCUCUCACCUCUGCCUGGACCGAGGGCCCCUCCAACCCCACCGAUCCUGAGACGAGCGGUGUUACACCCACGGACAACGAUGCCACGUGGACAGACAGCUCCUUCCCCUCCACCACGUGGACAGCCGCUGGUGGCGAUUUCUCCAGCCCGCCUGUUGCCUCCGCUACCGCCGGUGGCGCGGACAGCUUUGUUGUGUUCUCUGGUGAGGACUUUGCCGCUGAGAUCAACAACCUUCGCUUCCGCGGUGAAAACCUUGGCUUCCUGCUCAAAGCCAACGACGAGACUGUUCCCUCCAUGAAGCGCUUUGAGUCCCGCGAGAACCCGAGCGUGCUCGGUGUGCGGCCCCGCCUUAUUGUGGACGUUGAGCCUCUUGGUGAGACAACCACGACAACCACGACGACGACUACCACCACGACUACGACGACAACCACCACCACCACCACCACGACGACAAGCACCACCACUGCCGCGCCGCAGCUGGUCAUUCCCCCCAACGGCAACGGCCCAGUGUACACGAGCCUGUUCAUUGCUGGCGUCGAUGGGCUGAUCCGCGCAGCACCGUCUGAUGUCAUGAUCAACAACGUUGCUGGCCUCAUCUCCAGCGCCAACAUUGUCAUCUCCCCACGCCCCGAUGGCUCGGAUGAGACGUUGUCCACGCUUUCCGAGCAGUCGCUGACUGUCACCUUCAACGACUUCACCGGCACGCUGCAGCUUGAAGGUCUGGCCACGCCAGCUGUCUACGAGCAGGCCAUCUCCGACCUCCUCUACCGCAACGACGCCCUGCCCCCAACCACAGGCGUGCGCACGUUGACCGUGUCUGUGUUUGUGGACAAUGGCCCGACCCUGACGGGCACGGUGCGCGUGAACCUGGUCCGUGGCAGCACCGUCGAGUCCACCUCCACGACGACCACGACGACAACGACAACGACAACGACAACCACCACCACGUCUCUCACGACAACCACCACGCGGUCCACGACGACCACCACCACCGCCACGUACCCAACGCUGAGCGCCGUGGUGUUCUCACAGUCGUCGGUGUUCUCCACGUACGUCUUCCUCGUCGGCCGCGCCAGCCGCAACUUCUACCUCUCUGGCAGCAUGCAGCACACGCUGUUUGUGCCCAACAACGCCGCCUUUGCUGCGCUGCCCUCUGGCGAGCUCUCUCGCCUGCUCACCUCCCCCAUGGAGCUUGCCGACCUCAUCGACUACCACGCCGUGCCCGGCCGCUUUGAGAACAUUGAGGAUGGCGACCGCCUCGACACCGCCCAGGGCUCUCUCCUCCGCAUCAACGAAGACCCCUCUGCCCCGUACGGCCUCUCCGUGUCUGGCGCCCCCAUCCUGCGUCGCGCUCCGCUCGCCACCAACGGCGUCAUCUACGUCCUCGGCACCGUGCUUGACCCAGAUGACUUUGUGCCCACAUCCUCCUCGUCUUCCACCUCCACCUCCACGUCUUCCUCCACCUCCACCACGUCGUCCACCUCCACCUCCACCUCCACGUCAACCUCCACCUCCUCGUCCACAUCAACCUCCACUUCCACCUCCACCUCCACAUCUGCCACCGCCGACACCCUUGCGGACAUCAUCCUCACCAACCUGGACUACGCCCAGUUUUACUUCUACCUCGCCAGCGCCAACCUCGACAGCGUCCUCACAGAGCCCGGCAGCCGCACGCUCUUUGUGCCCAACAACGCCGCGUUUGAGCGCGCCUCGCUCGACUUUGCCACAAACGCCGAAUUGCGCAACUUCAUGUCCUACUUCAUUGCAACAGAGGGCUCCUUCCGCGCAUCGGAGCUGACCGACGGCCGCAUGCUGCAGACCAUGCGUGGUUUCCGCGUGACCAUCACCCGUGACAGCGAUGAGGAGAUUUACGUCGACGGCGCCCCCAUUGUGCGCCGCAACCAGUACGCUGACAACGGGUUCGUGCACGAGCUGGGCGAGGUGUACAUCGUGCCGCUGUCCACCACCACGACAACAACAACGACAACCACGACCACGACGACGACCACCACCACCACGACGACGACGCUCAUUGACUCGCUCCGCGACGCGCUUACCUCCAACUUUGACUUCUCCACCUUCAUCCUCCUCCUCUCCUCGGCGGACCUGGACGAUGUGUUGAACGAGGAGGGCGUCACGCUGUUUGUGCCGUCCAACGACGCGUUUGCCGACAUCCCCGAGCCCGUUGUGCUUGAUCUUCUCAGCGACGACUUCCGCCUGCGCCAGAUUCUGCUCCACCAUCUCGUCCGUGGGCAGUCGCUUUCCUUCGCCGACCUGCAGGGCCUGCGCUCUGUCACCCCCGCGAACGGCCAGGUGGUCUCGCUGGUGCACAACAACGGCAGCCUCGCCUACGGCACGGGCACCAUUGUGCAGCAGGACAUUGCCACGGAUGUGGGCUACGUGCACGUCAUUGAUAGCGUGCAGUUCCCAGACAUCACCAGCACCACCACAACCACCACCACUUCCACUACCACGACAACUACCACCACUACCACCACUACCACCAGCACCACGACGACGACAACCACGACAACGACCACAACUACCACGACGACGACAACCACGACAACGACCACAACUACCACGACAACCACCACUACCACAACGACUACAACGACCACAACAGGUGCAGGCAGCAACAGCACGUCGACCUCCACGACGACAACGACGACCACCUCAACCUCGGGUACAACGACGACAACGACGAUCCCAUGUGUGCCACGCGAGAACAACUGCCACGAGUGCUCCACCGAUGGCACGGGCUGCACCAUUUGCCGCAACCAGCGGUACCUUCUCAACGGCUACUGUGUUGACCAGUGCCCUGGCAACUACGAGCCACGUGGCACGGGCGACUUCUUCCGCCGCUGCGAUCUGCUUUUCACGACCACCACCACAGCUGCGCCCACCACCACCACGACCACCACCACCACGACCACAAUCCCAUGUGUGCCUCGCGAGAACAACUGCCACGAGUGCUCCACCGAUGGCACGGGCUGCACCAUUUGCCGCAACCAACGGUACCUGCUCAAUGGUUACUGUGUUGAUCAGUGCCCUGGCAACUACGAGCCACGUGGCACGGGCGACUUCUUCCGCCGCUGCGAUCUCCUGUUCACGACCACGACAACCACGACAACCACGACCACGACCACAUCGACAACCACCACAACCACAACAACGCAAAGCACGAACUCAACGACGACCAUGCCUCCCACGUCCAGUGUGAACGGAACAACCACGACAACCACGACCACGACCACAUCGACAACCACCACAACCACAACAACGCAAAGCACGAACUCAACGACGACCAUGCCUCCCACGUCCAGUGUGAACGGAACAACCACGACAACUACCACCACGACUACCACCACUACCACGACCACCACGACGACCACCACCACCACCACGACCACGACCUGCCGUGAUGUCCCUGACACGCUGUUCAACCUUGAGAACAUUGAUUCGAGCAACACCACGUUCUUCCUUGGCUCCCAGCGCUCCUCGGUCAUUCGCGAGACAGACUCCGCAGAGCCUUUUAUUGCGCCAUCGUACUGGAACAUGACUGUGGAUGCGAGCGACUCGCAAAUCCUGCUCAUCCCCACCCUGCCUGAGGCCGGCAACUACAACGUGUUUGUGUCCUACGUCCCGGGCGCCACGUCCGCCAGCAACGCCUUUGUGCGCGUGCGCUCCCUCUCUGGUGUGCGCGUUGUGCGCGUGAACCAGCGUGAGGCCCCGGCCGCGGACGGGUUUGUGAGCAUUGGCCAGUACCCGUUUGACCGCGUAUCGUCACUGGAAGGCAUUGGCUUCCUGAACGAGGUGCGGCUGAGCGCCAACACCACGGAGCGCACAGACGGCCACUACUCUGUCGAUGCCGUUCGCUUCGAGUUUGCUGAUUGCUAAGUGUCUCUUCCUCCUUCCUUGUCUGUCUUGUGUGUUUU
Molecule: messenger RNA, 4944 nt
Organism: Salpingoeca rosetta
Lineage: Eukaryota; Choanoflagellata; Craspedida; Salpingoecidae
Exons: 12
Coding region: 287-4906 (1539 amino acids)
Biological process (GO): cell adhesion; extracellular matrix organization
Cellular component (GO): extracellular matrix
Molecular function (GO): cell adhesion molecule binding
Source: RefSeq, a predicted model, not a curated record